CCUGGCCCCUCCUCUCCUCACCCCAGGGGAAAGGACAGAGGCGGCAUCACUGGGCACAGCAGAAGGGGCCAAGUGUUCCACACACACACCAGCCAGGCUCCCGCAGGGGAUCGGAGAUGCCAGGAUGAAAGAAAGCAUGGAAAUCAAGGCGACAAAUGGACAUGAAGAGCCAGUGAGAGAGCUGUGAGGGGGGGACCCGGGGGUCAGAGGGAUGGAAGCUGGGCCGACGAGGUCUCCCGCAACAUCAGGGGAGCAGGACCCCGGACCACAGCAGGGACCCGCCCCUGAACAAGGACCUAAGCCGCAGCAGGGACCUGCCUCCGCACAGGACCCUGAAUCUCAGCAGGAAACCUCACUGGAGCAGGAACCUGCCACUGAGAAUGAACCCGUAGACGAGCAGAGCUCAGCAUCUGAGCAGACACCAAUAGCACAGGUGGAAUCUGCCACUGAGCAGACCCCCACAGCACAUCUGGAACCCCAUGCUCCUGAGCAGAUCCCCAUGACCCAGCUGGGAUUCCAUGCUCCAGAGCAGAUCUCCAUGAUCCAGCUGGGACUCCAUGUUCCUGAGCAGAUCCUUGUGACCCAGCUGGGACUCCAUGCUCCUGAGCAGAUCCCUGUAGCACAGCUAGAACCCCAUGCUCCUGAGCAAAUCCCCACAGCACAGCUGGAACCCCAUGCUCCUGAGCAGAUCCCUGUAGCACAACCCCAUGCUCCUGAGCAGAUCCCCACAGGACAGCUGGGACCACACGCUCCUGAGCAGACUCCUGAACAGAUCCCUGUAGCAGAGCUGGGACCCCAUGCUCCUGAGCAGACCCCUAUAGAACAGCUGGGACCCCAUGCUCCUGAGCAGACUCCUGAAGAGAUCCCUGUAGCACAGCAGGAACCACAUGCUCCUGAGGAGACCCCUGCAGCACAACUGGAACCCUCUGCUCCUGAGCAGACCCCUGCAGCACAACUGGAACCCUCUGCUCCUGAGCAGACCCCUGCAGCACAGCUGGAACCCCCUGUUCCUGAGGAGACCCCUGUAGCACAGCUAGAACCCCCUGUUCCUGAGGAGACCCCUGUAGCACAGCUAGAACCCCCUGCUCCUGAAGAGACCCCUGUAACACAGCUAGAACCCCCUGCUCCUGAGCAGACCCCUGUAGCACAGCUGGAACCACACGCUCCUGAGCAGACCCCUGUGACACAGCCGGGCUCACAAGCUCCUGAGCAGCCCCCUUUAUCAAAGCUGGGACCAUGUGCUUCUGAGCAGCCCCCUUUAUCAAAGCUGGGACAACAUGCCCCCGAGGAGACUACUCCAGCACUGCCGGGACCACAUGUUCCUGAGCAGCCCCCUUUAUCAAAGCUGGGACAACGCGCCCCUGAGCAGCCCCCCCUCGCUCCGCUGGGACCUGCCUCGGAACAAAAGCCCACGUUCCAGCCGGGAUCUCCCUCCCUGCCAGAAUCUGCCUUGGAGAGAGGCACCUGCCUCACGCCACCCCACAUUCACACCUUCCAACACAGGUCCAUGAUGCACCUGGAACUUAAGUGCCUGCAGGACUCGGCCUCCGAGCCGGGAUUUCAUCAGGGCUCCAUCUCUGAGAAAGGACCCACGUCCCAGCUCAGAGCCACGGCUGAAGAAGUAACCAUAGCCCAGCCCGAAGCCGCCUUCAAGAGCGAGCCUCCGGCACCGCCGAGACCCGACUUGAAGCCCACCGGGCACCCGGCCCUUAAGCCGAAGCAGGACGCGACCUCGGAGCAAGGGCCUGCGAUCCCAGCGCAGGUCUAUCCCUUGUGGCAGAGAUCCGCCUCCCAGGAGGAAGCCCCGCAGCAGCAGCAGCCCGCCUGGGCCCAGCAAGAAGCCGGCUCGGAGAAGGGCGCCCUGUCCCAGCCCCCCCCGGGGCAGCCCCCGGCAGCAGAGAGGGAAAGCGAAGGCCUGGGGAGCAGGGCCAAGGAGGAGUUCCCUUCGGGCCACCACUAUCUCCCCCACAAGGUGAUGUCGGCCGCAGAGGGCAUCCUGGGCCAUGACGGGAAGCUGCACAUCCAUCAGAGUGUUCACAGGGAUGGGGCCUCCCGCCUGACCCAUGGCAUGGACCUGAGAGCCAUGACACAGUCGCUGGUGGUGCUCGCGGAGGACAACGCCACCUACUUUGCCAGCCAGGGCCCCGGGGAGACGGCUCGCCGCCUUGCGGUUGCCUUCACCGGGAUCCGGGAGCAGGCCAUGGGGCUGGAGCCGGCGCUGGGCCAGCUGCUGGGCGUAGCCCACCUCUUUGACCUGGACCCCGAGACGCCGGCCAAUGGCUACCGCAGCCUGGUGCACACGGCGCGCUGCUGCCUCGCCCACCUGCUCCACAAGGCCCGCUACGUGGCCGGCAGCCGCAAGAGCAUCUUCUUCCGUGCCAGCCACAACCUGGCCGAGCUGGAGGCCUACCUGGCGGCCCUGACGCAGCUGCGUGCCCUGGCCUACUACGCCCAGCGCCUGCUGGCCGCCAACCGGCCCGGCGGCCUCUUCUUCGAGGGCGACGGGGGGCUCAGCGCCGACUUCCUCAGAGAGUAUGGCACGCUGCACAAGGGCUGCUUCUACGGCCGGUGCUUGGGCUUCCAGUUCACUCCGGCCAUCCGGCCUUUCCUGCAGACCAUCUCCAUCGGGCUGGUCUCCUUUGGGGAACACUACAAACGCAACGAGUCAGGGAUCGGUGUGGCCGCCAGCUCCCUCUUCACCGGGGGCCGCUUUGCCAUCGACCCGGAGCUGCGGGGGGCGGAGUUUGAGCGGAUCACACAGAAUCUGGACGUGCACUUCUGGAAGGCCUUCUGGAACGUGACAGAAAUCGAGGUCCUGUCGUCUCUGGCCAACAUGGUGUCGGCCACGGUGCGGGUGUGCCGGGCCCUCAGCUUGCCCCCGCACCCCUUCGAGAUACCCUUGGCCAGCAACCCCCAGCUCAACGUCACCAUCUCACCCCCGGUGGCCCACACGGGCCCGGGUCCGGUGCUGGUGCGGCUCAUCUCUUACGAUCUCCGCGAGGGCCAGGACAGCGAGGAACUGAACAUCCUGGCUCGGGCCGAGGGCCCCCGGAACCUGGAGCUGCGGCCCCGCACCCACCACGCGCCGCGCUCCAAGUCCCUGGUCAUUCACAUUCACGGCGGUGGCUUCGUGGCACAGACCUCCAAGUCCCAUGAGCCCUACCUCAAGAGCUGGGCCCAGGAGCUGGGGGUCCCCAUCCUCUCCAUCGACUACUCCCUGGCCCCCGAAGCCCCCUUCCCCCGGGCCCUGGAGGAGUGCUUCUACGCCUACUGCUGGGCUCUCAAAAACUGUCGCCUCCUGGGCUCGACAGGGGAGCGGGUGUGCCUGGCUGGGGACAGCGCCGGCGGCAACCUCUGCUUCACUGUAUCCCUGCGGGCAGCGGCCUACGGUGUGAGGCUGCCUGACGGCAUCAUGGCUGCCUACCCAGCCACCAUGCUGCAGGCCUCGGCCUCGCCUUCGCGCCUCAUGAGUCUCAUGGACCCCCUGCUGCCGCUCAGCGUCCUCUCCAAGUGCCUCAGUGCUUACGCCGGCGUAGAGCCCGAGGCCCAGGAAGACCAAGAGCAGCAGGCCCUGGGCGUGAUGGGGCUGGUGAAGAGGGACACGGCCUUGCUGCUCCGCGACCUGCGCCUGGGGGCCUCUUCCUGGCUCAACACCUUCCUGGAGCUCGGGGGCCGGCGGGGCAUCGACGGCCCCCCGUCAGUGACAGAGACCAUGCGCCGGGCGGCCCGCCCUGGGGACCCACUCUCCAAGGAAUCCCAAAAAACGCCCUCCGGGACCCUAGGGGGGGUUCCCACCCCCUUUCCUCCUAGGCACACCCCUAACUCCCCCCGGGAUGGUUUUUCCCCCUCCCCCCGGACAAGAAACCGGAAGGAACUAGAAGGCCGGGGAAAGCGGGACCCGAGGUGGAGACGGGGCAGAAAUAGUCCCAGCUCCGGGAGGCGCAGCCCCACUGUGCGCCUCCCCACCGUGUGCCGCCCCACUGUGCACUGUGCACCCACCCUGCCGCAGAGGCUCACGAUGACACACACAGACCCCACACCCAAGGCCCAGCACGGCCUUGGGGCACACCCGGAUGUCUCCCAUUCCCUGUCCUGGGUGGAGCCAGGAAGCGGCAGCCGGUUUGGGAAGGGGCUACUGAGCCACCCUGCCUGUCCCCAGCCUGUCUGCUUGGCUCGACCGGUUUUCCGGGGAGAGCCAUCCUGA
This is a messenger RNA of Sarcophilus harrisii (Tasmanian devil), 4204 nucleotides long. It is a transcript of the gene LIPE, whose product is annotated as lipase E, hormone sensitive type. Gene Ontology annotation, cellular component: cytosol. The record is from RefSeq and is a predicted model, not a curated record. Gene Ontology annotation, molecular function: triacylglycerol lipase activity; sterol ester esterase activity. The coding region runs from base 212 to 4204 and encodes 1330 amino acids. Gene Ontology annotation, biological process: cholesterol metabolic process; triglyceride catabolic process. The transcript is spliced from 10 exons. NCBI's taxonomy places the organism in Eukaryota, Metazoa, Chordata, Mammalia, Dasyuromorphia, Dasyuridae.